AUGGAUCUAAAACUUGAUGGUUCAAGAAUGACCAAUGACGAGAAAAAUGUGUAUAUACCGCCAUUACGCGAACUUCAUUUACAAAGUUUAAUCUCUCACGAUAUCAAAGGGACAAACAAAUAUGAUAUACAUGCGUUUUUGUUCAAAGCAUGGCAGCAACAGUUGACUAAAGCAAAUUGCGUCAAUGUGGAUAUUGGAUGUUCGGUGCGUGAUACUUGUUCUGUGAGCGCAGAAGAACUGGAUUAUAAACCUGCCCUUGCUACUAAUGGACUUUCAACAGAACUUUACUUGCGUCAGAUCCGCGCUUUGGAUUUGGAGAAAGAAUUUGCCAUAACAUUAUACUCUGUUCCACGACAGAUGAUCUUGAUGGUCGUCCGUGAAAUUAUUAGUUGCGAUCCUCAAUACUGCCUAAAAGUCGUAUACAAUCCCGCAUUAUUUAUAGCAAAUAGCCUCGAUAUCAACUGCCGGGAGGAAUUGAUUUAUACCUUGAGACGUUUAGUAAUGGAUUCAAUCACAGGCAGAGAUCAGGUAAAUGAGUUGCUUCGUUCAACAGCCAAACACAUCGAAUGUUGCUUGGAGUCUGGAGAAUCUGGAUAUGCAUUUGACAAAGACUUUAAUACGAAAGCUGCCGUUUGUGACAUGCUUGUGGAUCAUAUGUAUUCUUCACCUCUUUACUCUGGAAAAUUCACAAAAAAAACAUUAAAAAAUCAACAAAAAAGUCCAAUUCCAAGGACGCCAAAGGAUGCAGAUUCUCUGUACGAUGCGCGCAUCAUAGAGCACUUGCAACUUGGCAGUGAUUUUUCAUUGGAAGGAAAAAAAUGGUUUAUACAUCUUUUGGCUAUAUUUGAUUAUCUUGCAUUCGUUACAAUAUUGAACACAUGGGUCUUAUUAAUUGGACCUAUUUAUGCAGAAGCGUUUGGCACCAUGAUAGCUGAGCUCGAUGCGGAUGAUGAAGCUGCCAUCUCAAAUAUUUUGAAAUUUGUGCGCGAGGAUAAUUUGAGGAUGUUGCAACCUUCAAAACCUACGUCCCGCUUAACACGUAUAUCAAAGCGUCUACAUGAAGACAAGAUUAAAUAUACUGAAGCGAUUGAGCGCAUCUUGGCUUAUGAUGCAGCGGAACGAAUCAAAUAUGGAGACAAUAAAUUAAAUAAACAUGAAGAAGCGUUUGUUUUGAUAUGUCGCACAAUUCGUCAGAAUCUCAAUUACGACACUUCAUUCGCUCUUCGAUCGUUUAAUUCAGAGUUGUCUUUCAAAAUGAAUUCUUCUACCACUCGUCCAGUGAAAAAAGAUCUUGACGAGUAUCUUCAGUGGGCAAACGAGAGUGUAAAUAUCGGACUUCCUGGAUGUGCGUCUCUUUUAAAAUUAAUGAUACAAUAUCUUGAUCUUUUCAUGGGUACAUCGUUCAAUCCGAAACAAAUAUCGAUUUUAAUCCUUGAAAAUUAUUUGCACAUCGAGCUCUAUCAAAGUGUAAAGAGGAUAGUCAAAGUCUAUCAUAAACAAGGUCGAUUUGAAGUGAUCAAUGCAGCCGUUGAGUUAUUGAUCGAAGUUUUCUCCCAAACGUCUUUUCACGUGAGAGCGAUAUUUCGAGAUUAUAUUCUUCACGACAGGUCUUUAUCGACAUAUCCAAUUGCUUUUGACUUGAGUAAUAAUUGUGAUUUACCUUGCUUCUUUAACUUUAAAAGACCCUCAAACUUGCCAAUUACUUCACCAACCCUUGAAUUCUGGGAAAUUUGGCCACUUGAUUUUGAACAAAGAGUCACCCUCAUUUGUAACCAAUUGGUUUAUUCUUCGGAUGAACCUAAAGUUAGACUUAAACAAGAUAAUUCUAUACAACAACAGAUAAGAAACUCAUUGGUCCUGUUAUCUCUAAUAUGCCCUUACAACCUACUGCGAAGAUUAACUUGGGAAGCAGUGCAAAAUAAAGGUCAGGGACCAAUAAUCCAUCAGGCUUUGUGUGAAAUUAGAACUGUCUGUUGGACUCGCGUGGCCCAGGAAUCACCUGCGUUGCUUGUUAUGGUGUUUAGGGAGAUAUUGGCUGAGGUAGACGACGGUUUGAUUGUGCUUACGCGUCAGCACCAUAAAAAUUGGGUUUCUUUCAUCGUAUUGGCAUUGACGGGAACUAAUACUAAACUUCCUGCCGAGAUGUCAUUGUCUGAAACUGGGGAAUGGGGCAAUAUUGGUACUCUCAUUGACACCAGAGAAUACAUUACACAUUGCGUUGUUCCAUAUUUGAAAAAUUCUACAAAAAUUGGUCGAGAGGAUACCAUGAAUCUGUCGCUUUCCGUCCUUCGCACACUACUGUCUCCUGAUACAUCAAAACCACCACAAGCGGACAUGAGCUGGUCUUUAGGAUCAAAUCCUUUUAUAUUGUUGAAUAAUGUCGUGUUGUUAUUUGAUCAACGCAAGAAAGGAAUGAUUUCCAUGACAAAUUUUAAUGUCGUGUAUCCGCUGCUUAAAGAGCUGCUAAGACUUUUGACAGGAUACAUAGAGUCACCGGGAAAUGGUCACGAUCGAAAUGAAACGUACAUGUCUAAUGCCAACAAGAUUUUGAAUUUUUAUAAAAAAUCAUUGGAAUACGGAUGGACUACUCAACUUUUUUUAAGAUCAUUCAUCAAAAGUUGUGCGAACCAUUUCAGAUUCGAUGUGAACCCACCGUAUGUUCCAGCUUUGCUUUUCUCUUUCUGUGAAUUAUCUGAUCAAGAAUUUUCGGAAGUAGAGGACUCGGUGACUUAUGAUUCGGAAUUAACGAUGAACCAAUGCACUUCUUUAUUUUUGGAGGCUUGUAUGUCCUCUGCUGAUUGGUGCCACAAAUUCAGUUUGGCUCUAAGCAAUAUAAAAUCCAUCUCAAAACCAAAUCUACGUAACAUCUUUCGAUCCGUUGCCCCCCAUUCAUUCUGCAAUGUUCUUUCAAACAGUGUAGAAGAAGAGUCUGUAAAUCUAUUGGAUACAUUGAUAAAAAAUUUGAUUUCGCACGGUAUUUUAUCUGCUACUGAGCUACUGACGAUAGAUGAAGAACACAAAGAUAUUAAUAAUUCAUCGAUUAUUUCGGAACUUGGAAUUGAUGAAAGGUUAUCAUUAUGCUGCGUAAGAUAUUCUCUGACGAAAAUUUUGCCUGCAUUACAAUUUUAUUCGACAAAAAAAAUCGACGAAAAGAUCAAAGAAACUGGACUUAUGACCCAAGAAGAGGACAACUGCGAAUUCAAUCAAGGAAUUCAGGAUUUACGAGUCGUGCAAAAUAUCAUACACGUGAUAAAGACUUGCGCCCUUAAAAAUACCGACACUUUGAAUUACUUGAUCUUGCUGUUUUAUAGUACAGCCCAGGCACUUUUAAUUUUAUCCUAUUCGCCAAAAUCCGAAGAAUGUUUAUAUAUCUUUCUGUUGAAUAUUGUUGAAAUGAUUGAUAGAGUACGCACUGAAAUUCAAAAAAAUCAACAAUUUAAAUCGCAACAUAACGAAAAAAUUCAGGAUAUAUCUUACCUAGCCCAAAAUUCGGAUGAACCUGAGCCGAAAACGGACACGACAGGUAUAUCCGAGAAACUCCCAAUAGAUGAUCAGCAGAGAGACGAUCAAACAGGACCGGUUGCAUUAGCUUCUGUGGAGACGAGUGGUCAUGAUAAUUAUUCCGAAUGGCAAAAAAAAAUAAUUUUAUGUGGAAUAGAUAAAAUUAAAAGACAAAAUGGUUGGAGGGACGCC
Messenger RNA from Acaulospora morrowiae, 3693 nucleotides. NCBI's taxonomy places the organism in Eukaryota, Fungi, Glomeromycota, Glomeromycetes, Diversisporales, Acaulosporaceae. The record is from the annotation of a GenBank genome assembly.